CACAGGACAUGCGCCUUCCUCCUCCUCCUCCUCCUCCUCCUCCUCUUUUACCCCGGGUACAGGCAUGUCCGCGGACCUCAGGACACUAAACUAAUGAACUCUGGUAUUACUGUAACAGCACAACCCUGACUGCGACAAAACGAAAUAGACAAGAUUUUCAAAGAUGUCUGUGAGUAAUCACGAAAACCGCAAGUCCAGGUCGAGCUCUGGCUCCAUGAACAUCCACCUGUUCCACAAAACAUCGCACGCUGACAGCCUGCUUACUCAACUGAACCUUCUGCGCAAACGCUGCGUCUUCACCGACGUCGUGCUCCAGGCUGGAAAUCGAGCCUUUCCGUGUCAUCGGGCCGUCUUGGCCUCCUGCAGCCGCUACUUUGAGGCUAUGUUUAACGGUGGACUCAAGGAGUCCAGGGAUGCAGAAGUCAACUUCCAUGACUCGUUGCACCCAGAGGUUCUGGAGCUUCUGUUAGACUAUGCAUACUCUGCCCGCAUCAUCAUCAAUGAGGAGAACGCUGAGUCGCUGCUUGAAGCCGGAGACAUGCUGCAGUUCCAUGACAUCCGAGAUGCCUCAGCGGAGUUCCUUGAGAAGAACCUGCAUCCCUCAAAUUGCCUUGGAAUGAUGCUCCUUUCUGAUGCACAUCAGUGCCAAAGGCUUUAUGAGCUCUCCUGGCGAAUGUGCUUGGCGAAUUUCGCCACGCUUUACAGGACUGAGGACUUCCUGAACCUUCCAAAAGACCAAGUACAGGAGCUGAUCUUCAGUGAGGAGCUGGAGGUGGAGGAUGAGAGCGUAGUGUAUGAGGCAGUUAUAGACUGGGUGAAAGCUGAUGUUGGAAGGAGACUCUCCGACUUGCCUGAGCUUUUACGCUGUGUCCGUUUAGCACUACUUCCAGAGUCCUACUUGCUCAGAACUGUUGUUUCUGAACAGCUAAUCAUGGGAGAUAAAGUGUGUCGAGAGAUUGUCGAAGAUGCUGUACGAUGCAAGAUGAAGAUUCUCCAGAAUGACGGUGUGGUGACUGGUUUCUGUGCACGACCCAGAAAAGUCAGCCAAGCUCUGCUUCUCCUGGGAGGCCAGACUUUUAUGUGUGAUAAAGUGUACAUGAUAGACAACAAAACAAAGGAAAUCACGCUCAAAACUGACCUUCCUAGCCCUCGAAAAGAAUGCAGCGCCUGCGCUAUCGGCUGUAAAGUUUACGUCACAGGAGGCAGAGGCUCUGAAAAUGGUGCUUCUAAAGAUGUCUGGGUCUAUGAUACUUUACAUGAUGAGUGGUCCAAGGCUGCGCCUAUGCUUGUAGCAAGAUUCGGACAUGGCUCGGCCGAAUUGGACCACGUUCUGUAUGUCGUAGGCGGCCACACUUCUCUGUCAGGCUCAUUUCCUGCAUCUCCAUCAGUCUCGCUGAAACAGGUGGAACAGUACAACCCACAAUCCAACAAAUGGACUUUAGUUGCACCUCUUCGAGAAGGUGUGAGCAAUGCUGCGGUCGUAGGCACCAAAAAUAAGCUCUUUGCUUUUGGUGGAACCAGUGUCAACAGAGACAAAUACCCCAAGGUGCAAUGUUUUGACCCUUGUGAGAACAGGUGGACAGUGCCAGCCGCUUGUCCUCAGCUUUGGCGUUACACAGCAGCAGCAGCCGUUGGCAAUCACAUUGUGGUCAUUGGCGGAGAUACGGAGUUCUCUGCUGGCUCGGCGUAUCGCUUCAACAGUGAAACAUACCAGUGGACUAAAUUUGUUGACGUCACAGCCAAAAGGAUCAGCUGUCAUGCUGUAGCUUCUGGGAACCGACUCUAUGUGGUUGGCGGGUAUUGUGGCGCUCAGAGGUGUAAAACACUGGACUGUUACGACCCCUCGACUGACUCUUGGGACAGUGUGACCAGUGUUCCAUAUUCCCUGAUUCCCACUGCGUUUGUUAGCACCUGGAGAUACCUGCCAUCUUGAAAAUGACAACUGGUUUGAUGUCCAGUGUCGUAAGGAAUGCAGGGGAAUGUGUCCUCUCCUUGGCUGAGGAAUGCAAGGGGUGGGGGAAAUAAAACUGCAAAAAAGAAAGAAAGAAUGAAAGGAAAGAAUACUGGAAGGUACAAAAACGGAGCAGUUGUCAUUUCGGAAAGGAAAAAGUAGACAGUUUGGAAUGUAGGAGAUAAAUCAAGAGUGGACUUUUUCUUCAACUUUAAAUUAACUCUGUAAGACUGUAAGCUCUGCACACACACAAACAUCAAACACACUUUCGAGGCAACUUAAUCCUACCCAUUCAUUUCCUCAUUUUUGCACCUCCUUUGAUUUUCAAGCAGGGUUUUGGUUUUCAUUCUGAGAAUCUGACGAUAAACUGAAAUGGGGAAACACUGUGUUAGAUGUUGGUUUAACCUUGAAGGUAUGGGAUUUAGCCUGAAACAACAUGGUGCUUAUCAGACGCGGAAGCUGUGGCUCAGCUGUGUGUUUAAAAAACAGACCGGCGUCAGCUGGAUAAGUGAAUGAGUGAUGUAUUAACACUGUCUCACCCUGUGCGGCUCUUUUUUGUUGUUUAUGGAUAGAGAUAUAAAUGCCUGGAUAAAUGCCCAUGUUUAAUUAUCCUGGCUUUUGUAUAUUUGACAUAUUGCUAAAUAUUCUGUGGUCAAGGAGCUUGAUGAAUCAUAUGACGGCUCCUCUUCAUACCAUCUCGGGGUGCAUUUGGUUAUUUAAUGACCAAACAGACUACUACUACUCGUACUAUAUCAAAAGUAGCCAACAUUUUAUGUAGAGUUUCUUUGUUAUUGUAAUGUUUUUUUAAGGCUAAAGGUUUAACACUGAAAAGAGAGAGUGAAUGCUUUCCACCCAUCUGUCAUUUCAGAUAAAUGCCGCACUUGUGCUGAUAUGAUGAUAUCAUAUCAAUAUUGCUUAUGGUUUCAUAGGCUUCAUGAUAAAAUCUAGACUUUAAACAACCCAUAACUAAUGUAAACAUUAUAUGUUUACAUAACACAAUAUUUUGCUUAUUUCUAGUAAAAAUGAAUGAAUGAAUAAAUGAAAACAUUAUUGAUACUCUAUUUUAAUACCAAUACAAAAAAACAAAAAACACUUAUAUAAUGUUAACAUUGUGUUACUUAGGUGUUUCUGCUCUUAAAAAAAUUUUUUUUUUUAAACUGUUACUAAAACAAAUCAUUGUAAUCCAUAUUAAGUAUUAUGAUGUGAUAUUUUUACUGUAUCACCCAACCCUAAAUUGCACUGUGCUCUAAAUCUGAUUUAUAUUGAUGAACUUCAGUUCUCUUGGAAUGUUCAUAAAUGUCUUG
Clarias gariepinus (North African catfish) is the source of this 3255-nucleotide messenger RNA. It is a transcript of the gene enc3, whose product is annotated as ectodermal-neural cortex 3. Bases 164 to 1933 code for a protein of 589 amino acids. Gene Ontology annotation, molecular function: protein binding. Lineage: Eukaryota; Metazoa; Chordata; Actinopteri; Siluriformes; Clariidae. The record is from RefSeq and is a predicted model, not a curated record. The transcript is spliced from 3 exons.